GGUGACUUGACUCUGAUUGUAUAUGAUGAAUCUAGAAAGAUAUGAGGGGUCAGAAAGCCAACAACAAGUUUGUCCAAACGAAACUCGGCAGAUGACCAUUAGGCACAAUCAGGAGCUCAGCUUCACUGUUCAUCGUUUGUGAAAUGCAAAGGUACGGCCAAACGCUCAGGGGUAUAAACGCAGAGACAAAUCCUUAACAUGCACUUGGACUCUUGCAACCCAGACGUCCCGCCCGAACCAAGCACAUAGGCGGCAACCGCGUUGGCUUCUAGCAAUGAAGAAACCAGACUUUCCAAAUUACACCUGGACUGAGUUUCCUAACCGCGAGAGACCGGCGGAGUACUUCCGGGGGAACUCGCAAAUCCCCUCAGGGUGGUUCCAAAACGGCAACAGAGUUCGCGUGAAGAAGAAGUACUACCAUUUCAUAUGGCCCAGAGAUGGCAGGAAUGGAAGCAAAUGGGGUCGGUUCAAGGAUAUCAUGACGGGCCAAGGGCCGGACAUCCACGUCACUGUCAGCGCCCACCCGAAUGACAAAAUGCACAACAGGCAGAGGAGGGAAGUCUGGGCGAACCACACCAAUCUUGAUGACCGGUUCCAGGACUAUAUGGGGGGCACGUUGAAGGUUCCUUGGGCGAAACGGGACGAAGACGAGAGAUAUGACUUUCUGACGAGGAAGUAUCGGAAAGCAGAUCCCUGGAUGAUGACGGAUGCCAUAUGGAAAGAUGACUGGCCGACCAAGAAGGCACCUUUCCCUUUCGCCUUUAGAACCAUCAACGGAGAGUGGUUAGAGCAUCGACCUCCAGCUAGGUACGAUAUUUGGGACGAUAUUUGGGACCCGUGGUAGCUUCAAUUAAAGACAGCUUUCAUGGAAAGCUUGCCAGGUCGUUUCCGUAGUACCACUGUCAGUGGUGGUCUGCAAGCUCCGUCUAGCCAUUGG
Westerdykella ornata is the source of this 937-nucleotide messenger RNA. RefSeq lists its product as uncharacterized. The record is from RefSeq and is a predicted model, not a curated record. The transcript has a single exon. The coding region runs from base 275 to 844 and encodes 189 amino acids. NCBI's taxonomy places the organism in Eukaryota, Fungi, Ascomycota, Dothideomycetes, Pleosporales, Sporormiaceae.